This is a messenger RNA of Ananas comosus (pineapple), 2630 nucleotides long. Its product is annotated as RNA-binding protein 24-like. Lineage: Eukaryota; Viridiplantae; Streptophyta; Magnoliopsida; Poales; Bromeliaceae. Gene Ontology annotation, molecular function: RNA binding. The transcript has 6 exons. The coding region runs from base 384 to 1355 and encodes 323 amino acids. The record is from RefSeq and is a predicted model, not a curated record.
CCAAGGUCUCUUCCCCUUUCUUUUUCCCCUCACCUUUAUCACUUCUUUCUCUUUCUCUCUCUCUCUCUCUCUCUCUCUCUCUCUCUCAUCAUCAAUCCCUAAGCUUUGAGAGACCACUCCUAUCCCUUGGUGGGUCUUUCUCUCUUUUCUCCAUUAAUCUCUAGCAGGGUUAUUGAGUAGUUUUCUCUAGAGAGAGAAGAUAUAUAGGAGAGAAGAGAGAAAGAGAGAGAGAGAGAGGAGGAGGAGGAGGGGAGAGGAGUGAGGAAACAAGCUUGCUAGGUGCUUUUCUUUUUCUUUUUUCUCUCUUUGUUGUUGUUGUUGUUGUUGUUGUUGGUGUUGUUGUGGUGGGAGAGGGUGAGGAGAUCAUAUAGAUACAUACAUAUAUGAGUCCACCAAAUAAUAAUAAUAAUAAUAGCAACAACAACAUGGGAGGAGGAGGAGGAGGAGGAGGAGGAGGAGGGCAAUUUGGAGACACCACUUACACCAAAGUGUUUGUUGGUGGGCUUGCUUGGGAGACUCAGAAGGACACCAUGAGGAGAUAUUUUGAGCAGUUUGGGGAGAUCUUGGAGGCUGUGGUGAUCACUGAUAAGAACACUGGCAGAUCCAAGGGCUAUGGAUUUGUGACAUUUCGAGAGCCCGAGGCUGCGAUGAGGGCUUGCGUCGAUCCGGCGCCGGUGAUAGAUGGGAGGAGAGCUAAUUGCAAUCUUGCUUCCUUAGGAGUUCAGAGAUCUAGGCCUACAACUCCUCAACAUGGGGGAAAUAGAAGCUUUAGGAUGAUGAAGUCCUUCCACACAGGCCUUCAUGGUGGGGUGGCCACAGCUUUUCCUUCUCCCUCCACCUUCCCUCAUUAUGCCAUCCAACAAGGGAUCCCAUAUAACGUCUAUGGGUAUUCUCCGUAUUCUGCGGACUACAGCUACCCCACGAACUACUACAACAUGUAUGGAGGAGCCACAACACAAUACCCAGUAUAUGGAGGGGCAACUGGGAUGGUAACUGGAACAACUCCCUACUACCCAUACUUCCAAUUCGGCCAGGGCGGCGGCGGCGGCGGCGUCGGUGGAGCAGCUUCAUUCGCCACCGGAACGCAAGGCUACGGCUUGCACUACCCCCAGAUGUUCCACUACUCCGCGGUGGCGACUUCGACGGCCGGAUUGACCGGCUUUGCCCAACACUAUGGAGGUCCAUUGUCCCUUGCACCUAGCCCACCAGCACAAGCAGGCAUGACUAUGGGUCUCACAGCUCCAACUCUUCCCACUACUCCACCUCAAGCUCAUGCCCAUCCCUACAGGCUUAUCCCUUCUCCCUUCACCGUCUCUGCGGCGGCGGCCGCGGCGCCGGAGCAACCCUUGGUUUAACCAUGGUUACUUCCAAUUGUUUCUUUCCUUUUCCCCUCAGUGUGAGUCCAUGCAUGUAUUAGUGUACACCACAUGGUCAUCAUGAUUCCAGGUUUAGUCCCACAGGGGCUGUGGGAAGGACAAAAACCUGAGAAUGUGGAGAAGUGCCUUUUCUCCAAGCCACCACUUGUUAUUUGUGGGUGUUUGGGAAAGUGCUUUUGCCCUAAGGAUGGGCUCAAAGCACCUUGCCCCAAGGUUGGGGCUUUUUACUAACAGAAACCCUUCUAUAUUUCUAACCCUCAUCAUGCACCAACUUUUGGUGUUCCCAUGAUAUAAAAGUAGAAGCAUUCUAAUUAACCCUAGUCCAAGAAGGACUUUAUGGUAAAGCAAAAAAGCUACCUAGCUUGGGACUUGAGAAACCCUAAGCCCAAGAGGGCUAUGGCAAAAGAAACCCUAACUGAGCUUCAAGCAUAUUUCUAAUUAGGGCUUGAGCUAAUACCAAGUUAACAAGGAUUAAGAAAAUGUGACCCAACAACUUAUUGGACAAGUCUCACAAACCCUAGUCAAUGUUUAAACCCUAGCCCUUGAUGAGCUUAAGAACUUCUUAAGCUUGUCCCCUACAAAACCCCUUGACCUAUUCCACCCACCAAUAUUACCUAACCAUCAUUUAGAUAUAUUAAUUUAGUGUAACUAGCCACUCACCUUACCUAAUCCAAGGUAAGAUGAAUCACUAACCAUCUUUGUUGCUAGUUUUUUGUGUACAUUUUUGUGGUUAAGCUCUGAGGAGAGUUUAGCCCAUCUAACACAAGAGUUAAAGGGAGUGCUGAUGUUUGUUUUAUGCAUUCAGCUCUACCUCAUGUCCUUUAUUCUCACAUGGACCCCAAAAAUGGCUUUUGGAGUUCCAACCACCAAAAAUGGACCCAAGUUGAUAUUUUUGUUCUUUUGGGUCCCAACUCCUCUAACAUCCCACUACCCACCUUUAAAAAAUGAAAAAAAAAAAAAGUGCCAUGGUUAGGUCCAAGAGUCUCUCUCUCCCCCUCUCCCUCUCUCUCUCUCUCUCUCUCUCUCUCUCUCUCUCUCUCUCUCAGACAUUGAUGCUUUUUAAAGGUACUAUUAAUGUACUGUUAGUGACAUGGGUUGUAAUAAGUGUGCAUGCCACUUUAGGACAAGCUGAUAUUAUGAUAUGUACCAUGUCGAAUCACUAAGUUAAUAUUUGCUGUACUAUGAUAUUAAUCUUUUUGCUGUGCCUGUAUUAGAACUGCAUAUUUCUGCAAUCAUGUUUGUCUCCUGCUCCUA